This is a messenger RNA of Gaeumannomyces tritici R3-111a-1, 1867 nucleotides long. RefSeq lists its product as hypothetical. Gene Ontology annotation, biological process: polysaccharide biosynthetic process. The record is from RefSeq and is a predicted model, not a curated record. The transcript has a single exon. Lineage: Eukaryota; Fungi; Ascomycota; Sordariomycetes; Magnaporthales; Magnaporthaceae. Bases 581 to 1867 code for a protein of 428 amino acids. Gene Ontology annotation, molecular function: pyridoxal phosphate binding; transaminase activity.
GCUUCCUAGCGGUGUCAGUCAGUUCAGAAAGGGGCAGAAAAGAAACAGCAAGUAUUUUCUAGAUGGCGACAACACAAUCACACCCUGGAUGUUAGACCCUCUCGACCCUCGCUUCUUUGUAGUGAAACAUACUUACCUGCUAAGCACACAGGCGACUGGUCUUUGGGAUAUUCUUCCUUGCUGCGGGAUCAGUGUUCUCACACAACUUGGGCCUCGUUUGCUAUGGCCAUGGACGACGAGAUCACUUGACGAUAACCUUGGCCACAAAGAGCUACUACUAGGAUAUCUCAUCACCGCCAUGUCCUCAGCCCCAAGACUCAGGGACACAAGAAGGACACUGCAGACGUCCGGAUGCAGUACCACCACUGGCUCUGCUCUGAUUUCCGCUUGACUAUAAUACGCAAGUGUCGGUGCCGAUCAGCGCCCGAGACAACUUACGAUGUGGCUACAAAAACCAGCCGCUCGCCCGCAUGUGUGUCCAGGCCGUUCUCGACCUCUCGAACCAAGCAGGUCACACUUGUACCGUUCUACACCCCCCCUUCCCUCCCCCUCCCACUAGCGCCAGACACGUCGUCCAACCAUGGCAGCCCAGCCGUUCCUCCCCUUCACCAAGCCUGAGUUCGACGAGCCCACCAUCGCGGCCGUCGUCGAGGUCCUGCGCUCGGGCUGGGUGACCAGCGGGCCAAAGGUGCUCGAGUUCGAGGCGGCGCUGUCGGCCUACUUUGGCGGGCGGCCCGUCCGCACCUUCAGCUCGGGCACGGCCACGCUCGAGGUGGCCCUUCGCGUGGCGGGGGUCGGGCCGGGCGACGAGGUCAUCACGUCGCCGCUGUCGUGGGUCGCGACGGCCAACGUGAUCCUCGCCGUCGGUGCCACCCCGGUCUUUGUCGACGUCGACCCGGCCACGCGCAACCUGGACCUGGACCUGGUCGAGCGCGCCCUCACGAGCCGCACGCGUGCCAUAAUCCCCGUCCACCUCGCCGGCCUGCCCGUCGACAUGGACCGGCUCUACGCGCUGGCGGCGGCGGCGGGGCUGCGGGUGGUCGAGGACGCGGCGCAGGCCAUCGGGUCCAGGUGGCAGGGCCGGCGCGUCGGCUCCUUCGGCGACCUCGUCUCCUUCAGCUUCCAGGCCACCAAGAACGUGACGACGGGCGAGGGCGGCUGCCUGGUGCUCAACGACGAGGCCGAGGCGCGGCUGGCGGGGAAGCUGCGGCUGCAGGGGCUCACGCGCUCGGGCGCCGACGGCUUCGAGGUGGACGUGCUGGGCGGCAAGUCCAACAUGACGGACCUGGCGGCCGCCAUUGGCCUGGCGCAGCUGGCAAAGGCGGACGCCAUCGCCGCCAAGCGCCGCCGGCUCGCGCGGCGCUACCUCACCGCCUUUGCGGGGGGAGACGGCGCGGCCGCCUUUGAGCGCACCUAUGGCGCGCAGCUGCCGCCGCCCCCGUGUGAUGACUGCACGACGACGCCUGGGGCGGCCUGCGGGUGCGAGUACGAGGACGCCACCACCGCCGGAGCUGAGGGAGGGGAAACCCCGGGCGGUGGCAGCAGCACCAGCACCAGCACCAGCACCAGUCGCAGCAACUGCCACCUGUUCCAGCUCGUGCUGCCCCCUCGGGUGGGCCGCGCCACCUUCAUCCAGCAGAUGCGCGAGCGGCACCAGAUCGGCGUCGGGGUACACUACCCAGCCAUCCACCUCUUCCAGCUCUACCGCGCACGCGGCUUUGGCGACGGCAUGUUCCCCGUCGCCGAGCGCGUGGGCCGCCAGAUCGUCACGCUGCCGCUCUUCAACUCCAUGACCGACGCCGACGUCGACAGGGUGGCGGACGCCGUCAAGGCGCUGUUGGGGCCCGCAACUCCCCUGACCGGCUAG